This is a messenger RNA of Capsicum annuum, 2246 nucleotides long. Its product is annotated as lariat debranching enzyme. Gene Ontology annotation, cellular component: nucleus. The transcript has 16 exons. Bases 783 to 2075 code for a protein of 430 amino acids. Gene Ontology annotation, biological process: mRNA splicing, via spliceosome. Lineage: Eukaryota; Viridiplantae; Streptophyta; Magnoliopsida; Solanales; Solanaceae. Gene Ontology annotation, molecular function: RNA lariat debranching enzyme activity. The record is from RefSeq and is a predicted model, not a curated record.
ACCACAAAUUUCAAGAUUAUUAACAAUCACCGUCCAAUUUUAUGAAGUACUGAAUCCACCAAAAAAAUUACAUGGACCCAACUUUUCAUAAAUAAAUCACGGCAUACUUUAUUUAGUACGGCUCUCCGGCGGCGACAAGUUCUCCGGCGACGACAGCCCGACAGCGGCGACGACAGCAGCUCAGCGGCAACGACAGCAGCUCGGUGACCAGCACCAUUGAACAGGGGCCUACAAUGGCGAGGAAGCAGCUGGACAUGCAUUGACAUGGCGGCAUUGAAAUAUUGGAGUCAACACAUCAUCCUUAAUUUCCCUAUAACUCACUAGCAUAGUCAACAAAGCUUUUGAUUCUUUGAGUGAGUUUGGCUGGCCAAAUUUUCCAAUUCUUGGCAAGUUUUUGUAGUAGUAUACCUUAAUCAGGUUUCUCUUUGUGCCGGGAUGUGAUUAAAGACAUUUGCUUAUGUGGAUGUUUGAAUUUUUUUGAAUCCAAAUUCAGGAAAAGGAUUCCUUUGCUAUUUUCCGGUAACCGCUUGGCUCUUUCUCUUCAAUUUAGGCGAAACAAAGUGUUUUCUUUCUCUGUCUUCCUUUUCAUUACCACUUUGACUUGCUUCACUUAGCCGAAAGUCUUUCAAAAAUAGUCAACUACCUCCAAAAAAUAGAGGUUAUGAAAUAAAUUUGGGCCCUUGUACUCUAUGAAUCAAAGUAGCCAUUGAGGAAAUCCCUUCUUUCUCAACCCUUUCCUCUGUUCCUCCCUGCAGUUUCGCUGUCCCAAACAAUCAGUACAGAUGAGGAUAGCAGUAGAAGGGUGUAUGCAUGGGGACUUGGAUAAUGUCUAUGCCACCUUAUUGCAUUUGCAAGAAGUUCAGAAUAUAAAGAUUGAUCUCCUUUUAUGCUGCGGUGACUUUCAGGCUGUUAGGAAUGAGAAGGAUCUGGAAAGUUUAAAUGUGCCACCUAAAUACCGGAGCAUGAACUCUUUCUGGAAAUAUUACUCAGGAGAGAAAGUAGCACCAUUUCCAACUAUAUUUAUUGGAGGAAACCACGAAGCAUCCAAUUACCUUUGGGAACUGUACUAUGGAGGAUGGGCAGCACCUCAGAUAUACUUCCUUGGAUUUGCUGGAGUAAUCAAGUUUGGCAACAUUCGUAUUGGUGGUCUUUCUGGAAUUUAUAAAUCACACCAUUACAAUAUGGGGCACUAUGAGAAGCUGCCAUAUAAUCAACGGGAUAUUCGAUCGAUAUAUCAUGUUCGCGAGUAUGAUGUCCACAAGCUCUUGCAAAUUGAGGAGCCAAUUGAUAUCUUUCUUUCACAUGACUGGCCUGUUGGCAUCACUGAUGGUGGGGACUUAAAAGCUCUUCUUCGUCAAAAACCUUUCUUUGAGCAAGAGAUUCAGGAAGGAACUCUGGGAAGCAAACCUGCUGCAGAAUUACUGGGAAAGUUGAGACCUCCUUACUGGUUUUCUGCACAUCUGCACUGCAAAUUCGCUGCUUUAGUUCAGCAUGAGAAGGGUGGUCAUUCCACGAAGUUUCUUGCCCUCGAUAAGUGCCUUCCUGGUAGAAAGUUUUUGCAGGUUAUUGAAAUUGAGUCGGGACCAGGACCUCAUGAACUUCAACUUGAUGAAGAAUGGUUGGCUAUCACAACAAAGUAUAAUGCUGUCUUGCCCUUGACUAUCAGGAGUGCGAACUAUAAUAAUGCACAUCUUGACAUAGAACAGUGCCGCCAGUUUGUAAGAAAUAAGCUACGGGCAAGAGGACCCAGGCCGUUUGAAUUUGUUCAGACUGCACCAUGCUACAAUCCUUCUCAACCUGUUGCUGAUGGUCUCUUCCAUGGUUUCUAUAAAAACCCUCAGACAGAAGGUCUUUUACAAUUUCUGGAACUUGACUAUCUUCUCAAUAAAAUGCCAGAAUCCAGGGAGCCUGCUGCAAUUCCAGCCUCCUUUGCUUCAGGAUGUUCCUUUGAUUAUGAUAUUGAAGAUAUACCCAUAGAUGACGUGGAUGAUGUGGAUGAUACGGAUGAUUUAAAAGAGGCUGACCCAGAAGAUGCUGAAGAAGGAAUAAUCUUAACCUCAGAUCUUCCUAAUUAGUUUUUGUUGGUUCCUUGUAACAGUCAUGAUUAGUUUCUAUCUGUCUAUAAAUUUAUGUAAAAGGUUCUUCCGAAGAAUGCCCCUAAAAGGGUAAAUGAAAGCUGCAGUUUUAAUGGGCAGCUUCACUUCACAGAAUCGUUUGACAUUUGAAAUGCCGCCCCUUUUCCAUCA